AUGAAGAGGCUGCAGCUCCUACGAUGGAGCAGUUCGGGCCUCUGUCCGCGGGCCAGAACUGGUGGCCGCCUGCAGCAACACCUCUAUUAUAGCCUUCGGCGCCAAUCCACGGUCUCCCCAGCCCUCCAGGCCGAUGGCCAGCAAUUGAUGGAUGAGAGUACAUUGGACUCUUCAAUUCCUUCUCCUCAAACCCAGAAACAGUCAAAAUACUUCCUCCCUUCUCCGCCGGUGGAGGCCGCACGCGAGUCCGCAAAACUUGCCGCACUCCAUGCCCGACUUUACCUUCCCUCACGAUUACCCCUAGAGACGCUCGCUCGCUCCCUUGUGGACGCCUCGGCCGAUCCCAAUCCCAAUUUCAACAACGAAUCGCUUGCUACGCUGGGACAUGACCUCCUAACCUACUAUACCUCCGAACACCUUCUGUGCACAUAUCCCCGACUACCCCUGACCGUGGUCUUCGCGGCCAUGUACGCUUAUGUCGGUCCGAAAACGCUCGCGGCCAUGGCACGAGAGUGGGGUGUGGAAAUGGCGGCUGUACCCGGUGGAGAGGUCGACCCUGGACUCCUCCAAUUCCAAAGAGUUGUCCCCGGCACCGACAUCAAUGCCGAGCCGGCCAGCAGCCCGACGAGACCCAACGAUGACCGGAAGUCGUGGAGGGUAUCGAUGACAUCUCGCGUUGUAUACGAUAAUGAAUUUGGUGAGCCGCCUCAGUCGCGGGCCCCCAGCCAGGGUGUCACGGCGGAACAAGCCAGCGCCACGUUUGUGCGAGCAGUGAUGGGCUCGAUCUAUCUGCAUGCUGGCCGGCCUGCCGCCAAGCGAUUCUUUGAGCAACAUUUCCUUAGCCGUCACCUCAACAUCUCCGAACUCUUCAACUUCUCGCAGCCUGCUCGUGACCUCUCCCGGCUGUGCGCGCGCGAAAACUUCGAGCCCCCCGUCGCCAAGAUCAUCAGUGAGACGGGCCGCAAGAGCAGACACCCCGUUUUCGUCGUCGGUAUCUAUUCUGGACAAGAUAAGUUGGGCGAGGGCGCUGGCGCCAGUCUGCUCGAGGCUCGGUCCCGGGCUGCAGUGGCUGCACUCAAGGGCUGGUAUCUUUACAGCCCACUGAAUGUGCGCGUGCCCAGCUCGAUGGAGGAAGAGGGUGCUGCGGCAUGGAAGCCUGUCCAUGUGGAUCUGGGCGAGGUGGUUGUGUAA
Molecule: messenger RNA, 1191 nt
Organism: Aspergillus terreus NIH2624
Lineage: Eukaryota; Fungi; Ascomycota; Eurotiomycetes; Eurotiales; Aspergillaceae
Product: mitochondrial 54S ribosomal protein mL44
Exons: 1
Coding region: 1-1191 (396 amino acids)
Biological process (GO): rRNA processing; primary miRNA processing; regulation of gene expression
Cellular component (GO): nucleus
Molecular function (GO): ribonuclease III activity; double-stranded RNA binding
Source: RefSeq, a predicted model, not a curated record